Molecule: messenger RNA, 1737 nt
Organism: Phanerochaete carnosa HHB-10118-sp
Lineage: Eukaryota; Fungi; Basidiomycota; Agaricomycetes; Polyporales; Phanerochaetaceae
Exons: 2
Coding region: 225-1415 (396 amino acids)
Source: RefSeq, a predicted model, not a curated record
CAUCUUGGUUUCACCUUGGUUGUCUUUUCUCUCUCUCUGUUUUCAUUUUUAUUUCUUCGCCGUCUUUGCGCUCCUCUAGGGCAGCUCGGCUUCGUCUGCUCCUUCAGCCGAACGUCGUUCACAUCCUAGUCUGAGUCCUCUACUGGUGCUGGUCACCUUGUCCUGUAAAACCGUUCACUCGCACUCCAUUUCGUCCACGCUUUCCGCUUCCUUUUCAUUUAACCAUGGUCGCUCUUUCUCCAGUCCCUGAGAUUUCCAUCUCACUCGCUUCGCCAGAAGAGCCUGUCCCUGAGCCCUUCUCGCCGUUCUCAACUUCUGGCUUCGGCUCCCCUUGCACGCCCGCCACUCCAGAAGACAACGACGGUUUCAGGUCCACGCUGCUCUCCCCACCACCCACCUCUCCUCGCUUCCCGAGACAGCUCUCCCCACUUCGUCCAGUGGACGUGCCCGUGUGCGGCAAAGGCAUCGAACGGGAGAGGUUCGAGCAGCUGCUUAGAGCGUCCCGUGAAAGGAACGCGAGUGUCGGUGGCAAGAAGUCGCCUGACUUGCGCAAGGAGAUAGCGUUGAAGGUGCACAGGAACAAACAGGUCGAACGUCGUGCUCUGUUCCUUUCCAAGGUCCAGGCGCCCCCCUCCCCUCGCUCGACCCUGCUUCCGAAGACUCCACCGGAGUCUCCGGCUCUCUUCCACUACUCAUUGCCCUCUCCGGGUCUGCGUUCACCUCUGACCGCGUUUGCGGACGAGGAGCUCGCCAAGCCCCGCGAAAGUUGGGUUGAACAAGUCGAUUUCCGCCUGCCGGAGCAGGACUGCGUCAAGCCUCCGCCACGCUCGGCUUCGCUUUUCAGGACGCAGAAAUUGCCGUCUCUCGAACAAAUUACUGCGCACCUCAGUAACCAGGCAGUGUCACAUGAUGACGUCGGACCGCGGUCGAGACGCACCGCCCGCCUUCCAGCCUUCCUUCAGCUGGUUGCGACCGCGAAGCCAGAGGCUGUUGAGAGCGCUAGGCCGCGACCCGCCCUGCCUCCGGGUGUUGGACGCCUGCACUUUCCCCUCCGGUCGGCCUCUCCGCCAGAGGAGCUUGCGAAGCCCGAGGUUAAGUGUCCGAGCCCUCGCCUUCCUCCCUCGCCCUGCACCCCCAAGCUGCAGAUUAAGACUACGGUCGUUCCGCGCACGUCGUCGCACUCUCCUAUCGACCUUACGGAGGACAACCUUCGUGCUCUUGAUCUAGCGCGUGAGCGCACCGCCCAAAACAUGUUCAUCCGCCUGCGACGCCGUACAAUGACGCCUGAAGGCUUGAACGGAGAUGGUGGGCUUGACGAGCGCAAGCUCAGGCGCCACAGCGCCCCUCCCGAACUCCCUUCGUGCGAGCGAAUCGGAUUCAUGAACCCCAGGCUUAACCUUCCUGGCGCGUUCUAGGCGACCAAAGGAGCAUCUUCCUUCCGUGGAUAUCGUAUUUACAGACAAGCAUCAGAAUAAUGGACUCUUACUAGAGAACGUCUGCACAUCUCUAGGAUUGGAUUAUAUGCUCUUCUCCAUUUACUCUGUUCCGGUUGCAAUGGACUUCCCUUGUGUUCUCCGCACCUCUAUGUUCGUGUAAAUGGGCGGUAUGCGGGCCAUGCAGCGAACGCUUUCUUUACUAUUAAAUAUUUUCGCUGCUAGUCUACGUACCUACCCGCCCUUGUGUAAGCAGGCUGUGCCUCUUGCUCUAUCAAUCCCCACGGACUGCAGAUGAGACAAC